This is a messenger RNA of Ahaetulla prasina, 8105 nucleotides long. It is a transcript of the gene TTC7A, whose product is annotated as tetratricopeptide repeat domain 7A. Gene Ontology annotation, biological process: protein localization to plasma membrane; phosphatidylinositol phosphate biosynthetic process. The record is from RefSeq and is a predicted model, not a curated record. Lineage: Eukaryota; Metazoa; Chordata; Lepidosauria; Squamata; Colubridae. Gene Ontology annotation, cellular component: plasma membrane. The transcript has 20 exons. The coding region runs from base 29 to 2602 and encodes 857 amino acids. Gene Ontology annotation, molecular function: protein binding.
UUUACAUGAGACACCCACCCACGCAAAGAUGGCUGCGAAAGGCUCGCAUUUUCACCUGAAAAUGGAAGAGGCGAUCGAGAGGUGCAGGACGGAUUGCCAGUGGGAGAUGCAGCUCGCCAUGGUGGCGCAGAUGAGGGCGCGGACGUCCAGCCCUCGGCACAAGGGGGCAAAAAGAGCCGGAGCCGCACCGCAAAAAUCUGAAGAUUAUGAGAAUCUACUAGCUGCGGAGGCACUGCUGGAGCUGUGCUUAAAAGAGAACCUUGCCAAAAUCAAAGAAACCAUGCCAUUAAUGGAAAAAACUGAGCCCAAACUGAGUGACGCCAAAAAGUCUUUGACUGACAUUCUAAAUCGAGGGAAAUUACUGCCAAAAGUUAUGACAGAAGCAAUGUUGCUCCUUGCAAAGCUUCAUUAUAUUGAAGGCUGUUACAGAGAGACUUUAAGCAUGUAUGCAAGAGCUGGCCUCGAAGACCUUGUAAUAGAGAAGAAACCUUUAUACAAGCUGCGUCUGCUGACCGAAGCUUUUGUUAUUAAAGGCUUGGCACUGGAACGCUCACCCAAUUCCAUUGCUUCCCAAGUCCGGCUGUCAGAAAGAGAAGAGGAAGUCAUGACUUGCUUUGAAAAGGCAUGUGUGAUUGCUCAGAUUUUCCUGCAGGAACUGGAGAAGAGCUUUAAUAAUACACAUACAAGAAACACAAAAGGCAGUCAUAUGUCUUCCUCGGAUUUUGAACUUCCUUACUUCCUGGAAGCAGCUCUGCAGAGUGCAUAUGUGGCUCAUUUAAAGAGAGGCAAUAUUAUUCAAGGAAUAAGAAAUCUAAGAGAAUUGUUAAGGACCAUGGAAACAAAGUCUACGCUGAGCUUCAGAAUGACAGCUACCAAACAACUGGCAGAGCUGCUCCUCCACUCCCUAAGUGAAGAUUGUUACUGGAGUCCCUUAUCUGACCCACUUCCUGAGUUCAUGAAGAAAGAGGACAAUGCUUAUAUUUGUAACACCUUACGUCAAAGACUACAGCAACAUGCUGGAGAUAACAUCUAUAGCCCCCAUGACAACGUUGAAGAAGCUCUCCUCCUCCUCCUGAUCAGCGAAUCCAUGGCAAACCAGGAUGCAGUAAUCAGCCGGGCUCCUGAUCAGAAAGAUGAUCGAGCCAUCAGUCUCCAGAGUACAUCAGCAGUUUAUGAUCUCCUGAGUAUCACUCUGGGCAGAAGAGGACAGUAUGUCAUGCUUUCUGAGUGUUUAGAACGAGCAAUGAAGCUUGCAUUUGGUGAAUUUCAUCUCUGGUACCAGUUGGCUCUGGCCAUGACAGCUUGUGGCAAGUCUGCUCAUGCUGUCUCGGUGCUCAGAGAAUGUGCAAAGCUACGUCCUGCGGAUCCCACCGUCCCUCUCCUGGCCGCCAAGGUCUGCAUUGGACCUCUGCACUGGCUGGAGGAAGGAGAACGUUUCGCCAAGAUGGUUGUUGGCAUGGGAGAAGACGCUGGAGAAUUCCUAGCAAAGGGUUUUUUAGCAUUAGGCCUGACAUACAGCCUUCAAGCAACUGAUGCUACUCUGAAAAGCACACAAGAUGACUUGCAUCAGAGAGCACUUCAGAAUUUAGAAAGAGCUCAUCAUUUGGCACCUGAAGACCACCAAAUUAUCCUCUAUAUCUCAUUGCAGCUGGCUCUUAUCAGGCAGAUUUCUGAUGCAAUAGAACAUCUCCAAGAAGCACUGAAACUGUGUAAGGAUGAUAUGAAUUCUCUUCAUUUGUUGGCCCUCCUUUUUUCAUCACAAAAACACUACCAACAUGCUUUGGAUGUAAUGGACGUGGCCCUUGCAGAAUAUCCUGACUGCUUCCAUUUACUCUUCACAAAAAUAAAACUGGAAUUAAUACAUAAAGGACCGGAAGAGGCUUUAGUGACCUGUAGACAUAUGCUGCAUCAGUGGCAGAUGUUGUAUAAUGUUUCGCAACAAAGUGACUCAGAGAAAGCAAACAGUUUGACUGAGACAGUAACAGCUAAGAAGAAUAAUAAUGUGUAUCUUACUCUACCUGAUGCCCAUGAUAACGAUUCUGGCUCCCAGCGAGCAUCUUCCAUUGCCGCAUCACGACUGGAACAGGCAAUGUCAGAGAUAACUAUGCAGAGUUCUGCCUCAAAGCAAGGGCCUAUUCAGCUGUGGACAACUCUUGAACAGAUCUGGUUGCAGGCUGCUGAAGUCUUCAUGGAACAACAGCAUCUCAAAGAAGCAAGCUUUUGUAUCCAGGAGGCAGCCAGUCUCUUUCCCACAUCUCAUGCUGUGCUGUACAUGCGGGGGAGGCUUGCAGAGAUGAACGGCAGCUUGGAAGAGGCUAAGCAGUUGUAUGAUGAAGCAUUAACUGUGAAUCCAAGUGGAGUGGAAAUCAUGAACUGUUUGGGACUGGUACUCAACAAGCUUGGGCGAAGAAAUUUGGCUCAGAAGGUUCUUCAGGAUGCAGUCCAGAUACAGAGUACCAGCCACAAGGCCUGGAACAGCCUUGGAGAAGUCCUUCAUGCUCAGGGCAAAAAUGAAGCUGCUGUUGAAUGCUUUCUGACUGCUUUGGACCUUGAAUCCAGCAGCCCUAUAAUUCCAUUUACAGUUAUUCCACGGGAAUUGUGAAUGUUUAGUAUUAACUCAUCAAAUGUGUUAUGUGGAGAAAAUUUAGGUGAUAAGCAGUCAGUUUACAGAUGUGUGUGUGUGUGUAAAGAAAAGCUUUAUUCACAGUAAUGAUUCUGUUUCAAGAAUACAACAUUUUAAGCUGAUUCACUACCAGAUUCUAGCUUAGUUCAUACAUAGCAUUAAGCUAUAACAUAUCUGUUUGGUUGGGUUAUUUUGUUUUAUUGGGAUGCACAAGGGACAAAAUAAAAUUGGACAGAAGAGAAUGUUUGUAACUCAGGGUUGAACUGUGGGGUCCCAGGUGCUCUGGUAGCUUGGUUGUUUCCUUGCCCUGUCAGGGCAAACCCCUUGAACAUAAAAUGAGAGCAAACUCCACUCCCUACUAAUAUUGAUGUUACCUAGUUUAGUAAUGAAAUAUCUGCAAGAAAACAGCCAGGUUCAGAGAGCACUAGGUACCCCCGUAUUUCCAGAAUAUUUUAUGUAUAAAAAUUAGGGCAGCUCAGCGUUAAAAUUUCAGCAAGGAUUUUGUUCUAGACCACCAAACGUUUUGGGACAUUAAGACACAAGUCUACUGCUUGAGGUACUGACAGGGGCACAUCUCUUACAAUAUCUUCUUUAAGAGUGUUCCACAAAUGAUCUAUAGCUGGGGAUCAUUAGAGCUAAAGAUAAAUCAUUAAAAAGUCACCAAAAUUGCUUGUACAAAGCAUGUAUCAUGCUUUGGAGAUGUUGAGAUGCACAAGGGACAAAAUUAUUACAAAAUUUGGGACCUAUGGGUUUGGGACCUAUUGCAGAAUAUUACAAUGGUCUGUGAGUCUAAUCUGUCAAAUUUAAGGCUAAAUCAGUUUUGUUUGUGCUCAGGGAUGUAUAGAAUAAAAGUAUAGGCAUCUGUGAAAGCACAGUAACAAGAUAUAACUGUAGCUUUUUGGUUCUUUGUAUCAUUUUAUCCUUUUGUUCCAUUAGUACAUUGUACGUGGCACAAAUAACAUGGCACAAAUGUUAUUCCAUAUAACUGACCUCUUUCCUCUUAAAAUUUUCUUUCCAGCUUAGAGGAGACAGUCUAGAAGAGUCAUUUUACUAAUAUUUCAGUUGCGUUGGUAUUUACUUUUAAUUAGGCUGCUGUGGUCAUUCUGACUGAUCUCAUGUACUUAACUGAGCUGGUUCAUUUUCCAAUAAAACAUACUAUCAAUAACUGGAUUAGAUAAAAUAGGUGUAAGCACCUAUGGUAUGGCUAUCCAAACUUACCUGCUGCUGCUUUCUUUCUAAAUCUCAAUUUAAAGCAGGAUUGGGGUAUUGUUUUUUUUUUAGUCUUAGGACAGAAAUCACCUCAAAGUCCCAGUUUUUAGACAAUAAAGGCCUUAUUUUAUCUCAUAUACAUUCAAGGUGCUAAUUAAGUAAUACAAGACUUGAAUUUGGAUAGCACAAAUAUUUGGCAGAGAACUGCAUAAUCAACUAAACAAUUUUUUCAGGCUAUAUUCCUCUCAUAACAGGACCCUCCCCAAAUGUCCUUUCUCCAUUAUUGUCCCACUGGCAAAACUGGGGCAUUACAAUUAAUUUGCAGGAAAUAAUUAAGGCUUACUAUGGCAGUGAUGACUCAUCACCUGGCAACCACCAUUUCCCUCCAUGGUAACCCGGUAAAUGAUGUGGCAUCUUCAUAAAGCAGGGCUUCAGUGAAAAAUAGGAUGAGGUUGAAGAGGGCAAACACAAAUCAGGAUCCAUGUUAAGACUAGGACCAGACAUUCUGUAGUCCAUAGUGAUGAAAUGCUUCGAGAGAUUGGUUCUCCAGCUCCUUAGGACAUGCCUCUCACCGAAAUUUGACAAACAUCAUUUUGCCUACAGGGGGAAUAGGUCGACAGACAAUGCCAUAGCUACUGCUUUACAUUCUGUAGCGGGCCUUCAAUACCAUUCUGCCAAGCAUCCUUAUCGAAAAGCUGACUGACUUGGAUUUUCCCUCUUCCAUCUGGAAGAGACUGGAUCAAAGACUUUCUGAGGGACCAGCCACAAAUGGUGAAGGUUGGGUCUGUCAUAUCCACCUCCCUGAAGCUUAGCACUGGCUCUCCACAGGGCUGUAUGCUUAGUCCCUACCUGUAUUCACUAUACGCACAUGAUUGUGUAUCGUCUGACUCAUCCACUGUGAUCAUUAAGUUUGCAGAUGACACCACCGUACUGGGUCUUAUUACAGGUGGAGAUGAAACAGCAUACAGGGUGGAGGUUCAAAAACUAUCCACAGGGUGCUUAAAAAACAACCUGCACCUGAACAUCAGCAAGACCAAGGAGAUGAUGUUGGACUUCCGGAGGAAGAGAGAGGAACCUGCUCCACUUUACAUCAAGGGGGUGUGUGUAGAGAGAGUUUCCUCCUUUAAAUUCCUGGGAGUCCAUCUCAGCAAAGACCUCACCUGGAAAAACAACACAAUCCAGGUGGCCCGGAAGGCCCAACAAAGGCUCCAUUUCCUUAGGGUGCACUGAGGAGUUCAACCAAUCUCAUUGUACAUAUGUUGUGCACUGACAAUAAAGAUUUGAAAUUGAAAUUCUCAGAUAUCUGUUUAUUAGCCAGUAAACUUCACAUUUGUGCAGAACAGCCUCUGUAGUGUUUAAUGGUUAUGAAACUUUUCAUAUACUGUUUAUUUAUUUAUUUAUUUUAUUAGAUUUCUAGACCGCCCUUCUCCCGAAGGACUCAGGGCGGUGUACAGCCAAGAUAAAAAUAAAAAACGUACAAUUAAAACUAAAUUUAAAAACUUAUUAUACAAUUUGGCCGAAGAAUUAAAAUAUUUAAAAAUCUAAAAACCCCAAUUUAAAAUUUAAAUAAAAUUUAAAUUCAGAAUCUAAACAGUUUAAGAAAGCCCCGCGCGAACAAACAGAUAUGUUUUCAAUUCGCGGCGAAAGGUCCGAAGGUCAGAUAUUUGGCGUAAACCAGGGGGAAGUUCAUUCCAAAGAGUAGGAGCCCCCACAGAGAAGGAUCUUCCCCUGGGGGCCGCCAGCCGACAUUGUUUGGUGGACGGCACCCUGAGAAGUCCCUCUCUGUGUGAGCGUACGGGUCGGUGGGAGGCAUGAGGUAACAGCAGGCGGUCCCGUAAGUAUACUGUGUAGUAGUAUACGUAAAAUAUUGAUUCCAUUAAACUCUGAAGAUUGGGUGAGUUUAAAUAAUUGCAAUUUGAAGAAUAGUUACAUGAAUGGCUAGUCUAGUGAAGAGAAGGACUAGGGGAGACAUGAUAGCCGUCUUCCAAUACUUGAGGGGUUGGACCCCCCCACAGAGAGGAGGGGGUCAAGCUGUUUUCCAAAGCACCUGAAGGCCAGACAAGGAAUAAUGGAUGGAAACUGACCAAGCAGAUAUUCAAUCUAGAAAUGAAGAGGAACCUGACAGUGAGAAUAAUCAACCAAUGGAACAGCUUGCCUUCAGAAGCUGUGGGAGCUUCAUCACUUAAGACUUUCAAGAAAAAAUUGGAUAGCCAUUUGUCAGAAAUGGUGCAGGGUCUCCUGCUUGAGUGGUGGGGUUGGACUAAAUGACCUAUAAAGUCCCUUCCAACUCUGUUAAUCUGUUAAAUUUGGUACAUCAGCAUAGAUGCUAACUUAUUUUAUUUACAGACAACUGUUCUGGAAACUUAUUAUGUAUUUAUUGAGAGUAUUAUUUGGGUACUCUUCAGCCAAAUAUGGUUUCAAUUAGAUGCCACUGACAAAAAUAAUACUGUACCCUAGUUAUUACAAAUCCAUUCCAUUAAUUUAUAUAAGACUUAGUCAAAAUUCCCUUUUGUUGCAAAUGUGUUUUUGCGAAGGAGAACUUAACAAUCACUGCCAGGGAUGAGUUGUUUUAUGGGGUUUUAUUAUAUGAUGGAUAUUUUAAAUUUUAUAAGCUACCCAGAGUGUCUUAUUAUUGGUUGGCUAUAUAAAUGUGUUAAUGGAUGGAUGGAUAGGUGGGUGGAUGAUAAACUGAUAGAUAAACAUAGCUGGAACUACAUCUUACUAGGCGAGGCCACUUUGAGUUGCAGUUUGGCAGUAUCUGGAAAGUCAUAGAUAGCCACUCUAUCUUAGAGAAAGUAGAAAAACAUGAACAUUAAUUAACUAUGUAAAACAUGAUUAAUUAGAAACUUUUCACUGAUGAAUAUGUGGGGCUUGAAGGUCAUUAGUUACUUAGAAUACUUCGGUACAUAAUAAACAAUUUUGCCCCUUUUGCUCUUAUGUCCAUAAUUCUAAUAUGUAAUCUUCUCCCAGAAAAACUAAAUCAUAUCGUAUUUCAUUUGGAAACCAGUCUGCAAAGCCUUUGAAAUUUGAUAUGCCUUUUCACAAUGAGACAUGACAACACUGAGUUUGAAACAGCUUUCACCAGAUGAAUGAACAAAUCCCAGAGAGAAAAAUGCAUUGCGCAUAUAAGGUCAUUUCCUGCUGCUUCUCAUUCUUUGCAAAGUAUUCGUCAAUGUUCACAGAUCAAAUCCUGAAUGAUGCCUACUUGUUGCAAAAAGACAAUUUAGCAUAUUUCUGUGGGGUUCAUAUGGAAGGUGAAGGGAAGCAUCCAAUCCAGGAAGAAUCAAGGUUGGUACCGUAUUAUGAAAUUGAACCAUGGAAUCAGACGAGACCAUUUAAACUCCAGUAUAGGAAUUCAAAGGAUCCCUGACAAAAGGCUGUCUAGCUUCUUUUAAACACUCGUGGAGUCCUCCGUCUUUCUGAGUAAUUAUUUACACCAUCAAAUUUACUAUAGCAAACUUUUCCAGCAUUAAUUUAUUUAUUUAAUUAAUUUAGCAUAUGCAGUUCUUUUAUCAUAAAUAUGUUGUUUCGUACUCUACCUACUAAGCUAAUAAAGAAUUUGGCCUUCUUUAAAGUGACCUCCUUUCAAUUAUUUGAAGAAUGCUAUCACUUCAAUUUUCUUCAGAUUAAAGAUUUCCAGUUUAUGUAAUUGCCAGUCAUAGCUUUUAAUUUCUACUGUACACCCUGAUCAUUCUUACUACAUUCUCUGAACUUGUCCCAGUUUGUCUUGAGUCCUGAAAGUAUAAAACAAAAAAAUAGAUUUAAUACUGGUGGUAAAUUGUGAUCAAUACAGAAUAACCUAACACCAAGUUUCAUAUGAUUUGGACUAUACUCAUGUACACUGAAUUUGCCUUUUUUGACAGCCAAAUGGAACUGCUACUAAUCCAGUAUUCAAAAAUCCUUUUCACAAUUAAAAUUAUCAAGCCAAGUGAUUUCUAUCUUAUGCAUGGUAUAUUUGAUUUCUGUUAUUUUAAUCCCACUUCUCUAAUCUUUCCAGAUUAUUUUGAAUUUUAUUCUCUGCAAAUAUAUAAAUAUAUAAGGAUUUCCUUUCUUCAACUCAAGACAUUAAUAAAAAAUACUGAAAAGUAGAGGAACCAGGACUGAAUCAUGUGGCACCAUCCCUAUUUCUCUACAAUUUGAUGAGGAACAAUUAAUAUGCUUUUCAGACUACCUAUGUGUCACUUACCAAUAAUGCCACUCAAUUCACAUUUAACUGCUUUGCUAAUUACAAAAUCAUAGAAUACUUUUUUAAAAUGUUUUUCUGAAAUCGGGG